Beauveria bassiana ARSEF 2860 is the source of this 780-nucleotide messenger RNA. RefSeq names its product short chain dehydrogenase. The coding region runs from base 1 to 780 and encodes 259 amino acids. The transcript is spliced from 6 exons. The record is from RefSeq and is a predicted model, not a curated record. Lineage: Eukaryota; Fungi; Ascomycota; Sordariomycetes; Hypocreales; Cordycipitaceae.
AUGACCCUCUAUCCUGGCGUCGCAUUUGUGACUGGUGCAGGCUCUGGCAUCGGUAGACACACUGCCAUGUCCUUUGCCAAGGAAGGAUGCACCAAAAUUACCAUUGCUGACGUGACUCAUACUGGGCUCAUGGUCACCGAGCAGGCCAUCCGAGCCAUCGCUCCACAGGCGAGAGUCUACGUUGCCCAGAUGGAUGUGCGCGUGGAGGCAGACAUCAGAAGAGCCAUAGAAUGCACUGCUGAGCGGUUUGGACGCAUCGACUAUGCUGCCAACUGCGCAGGCAUCUACGGCCCGGAAGCGGCUUCGCCUGAUGUGAAGCCAUCAGACUUUGACAAUGUCUUUUCCGUGAAUGCCCGUGGCGUGUGGCUCUGUACUCGGGCGCAGACGCGCCAGAUGAAGAUGCAGCAGCCCCUGCCGUCGCAUGAUGGUAGGCCCGGCGCGCGCGGCGCCAUUGUCAAUGUUGCUAGCAGCCUCGGGAUUUCACCUAUACCCGGCAAGACACCGUAUGCCGCGUCGAAAGCGGCCGUGAUUCAAAUGACCAAGUCGGAUGCCCUCGAUUGCUCGCCCUUUGACAUUCGCGUCAACGGCGUUGCCCCAGGCAUCACAGAUACACCGUUCACCAGAGACAUUCCCCACGAUGGUGAUGCGGUGCGAGGCAUGCCAGUACCGCGAAAGUCCUCGCCACAAGAGAUUGCAGACGUGAUUUUGUUCAUCGCAAGCUCCAAGGCGUCCUUUUUGCAAGGCGCCAUUAUAUCUGCAGAUGGCGGACACACUAUAUAG